CAGGUUGGUGGCGGGAGGAGGGGACAGCUGCGGGAGCGGGGAGGGGGCGCCGAGCCGCGUGGGCCAUGGCAGAGCCCGGAAGCCGGGAGCCCGAGAGUCGGGCCCGCAGCCCGCGUCUCGCCGCCAUGGCCUCGCCGCAGCUCUUCCGGGCGCUGGUUUCGGCGCAGUGGGUGGCCGAGGCGCUGCGGGCACCUCGCGCUGGGCAGCCCGUGCAGCUGCUGGAUGCCUCCUGGUACCUGCCGAAACUGGGGCGCGACGCGCGACGCGAGUUCGAGGAGCGCCACAUCCCAGGCGCCGCCUUCUUCGACAUCGACCAGUGCAGCGACCGCACCUCGCCCUACGACCACAUGCUGCCCCGCGCCGAGAACUUCGCGGAGUACGCGGGCCGCCUGGGCGUGGGCGCGGCCACCCACGUCGUGAUCUACGACGCCAGCGACCAGGGCCUCUACUCCGCCCCGCGCGUCUGGUGGAUGUUCCGCGCCUUCGGCCACCGCGCCGUGUCACUGCUGGACGGCGGCCUCCGCCACUGGCUGCGCCAGGACCUCCCAAUCAGCUCCGGCAAGAGCCACCCUGUGCCCGCCGCGUUCACCGCUCAGCUGGACCCCGCCUUCAUCAAGACCUAUGAGGACAUCAAGGAGAACCUGGAAUCCCGGCGCUUCCAGGUGGUGGACUGCCGAGCCGCCGGCAGGUUCCGCGGCACUGAGCCGGAGCCCCGAGACGCUGGCGUGCAGUGGCACAAUCUCAGCUCAUCGCAACCUCCGCCUCCUGGGUUCAAGCAAUUCUUCUGCCUCAGCCUCCCAAGUAGCUGGGAAUACAGGCAUGGGCCACCACACCUGGCUAAUUUUGUAUUAUUAGCAGAGACAGGGUUUUUCCAUGUUGGUCAGGCUGGUCUUGAACUCCUGACUUCAGGUGAUCCACCCGCCUUGGCCUCCCAAAGUGCUGGAAUUACAGGCAUGGGCCACCAUAGCCUACAUGAUGGGUCAUCUAAUCUCUCUAAACCAAAGCUUCUGCCUGUAAAACGGGAGCAGUUACACGGAGCAUAAAGCAAGCGUGUAAAGCACUCAGCUCCAGGUUUGCACACACAGGUGUGCUGCACACCAGAAUGUCCCCAACGCUUAUCUCGGUCACACUCACUCAUCUGUAGAAUGGCAGGUGAUACACGCCUAGCAGGCUUGUGUCAAAACAAAGUAAGCUCAGUGCUGCUGGAUCAGUGAUGAGUAUCACUGUCAUUACCAUUGCCACUCCACAGCCUGAGGCCUGGCCAAGUGCACCUGUGAUGUGCCACACAAGCCCAGCAGGCAGGGGACACAUGCUUUGCUUGGUGGAGUUCAAGGUGUGGGGACAGCCCUCCCUUUAAGUCACCACCCUGGGUUGAGAGUUGGUUCUUCUUCCUUGCCCUCGGCUGGACUCUGUGUGAUAUCUGACCAAGCCCAGUUUCUGCAUCUGUUAAGUGGGAUGCAUGAUCCAUUUCAGCUUCUUCACAGACUCGGGAGUGCUGUCUAUGUGGACUGAGAAUAGAUACCCAUACAUGGGUCAGCAGCUGCCCAUAGGGUAGCACUUCACUGUGGAGGGAACCCAAGGCAAAAGCCGGCCGAGAGUCUGGAUGGCUCCGAUUGGAAUCAUUAGUUAUGAAAGUUUAUUUUGCUGGCUGGGCAUGGUGGCUCACGCCUGUAAGCCAAAUACUUUGGAGGACAAGGCAGGCGGAUCACCUGAGGUCGGGAGUUUAAGACCAGCCUGACCAGCAUAGUGAAACUCCGUCUUUAAAAAAAAAAAAGUUCGUUUGUUGCAAAUCCCAGUCCUGCAUGAAAAUGGGAAUAUUAGUAACCCCUGCUUCAAGGUGGGGUGGUGGAAACAACACCCAGGAGUCUGCAGAGGCCUGGGCCUUUUCCCAUCCCACUCUUUCUGCUACUAUCGAAAUGAUCUUUUGAAAAUGGAAAUCAGCAGGGUGCAGUGGCUCAUGCCUGUAAUCUCAGCCCUUUGGGAGGCCAAUGUGGGUGGAUCACAAGGUCAGGAGUUCGAGACCAGCCUGGCCACAAUGGUGAAACCCCCAUCUCUACUAAAAAUACACAAAUUACCCAGGUGUGGUGACAGGUGCCUGUAGUCUCACCUACUUGGGAGCUGAGGCAGGAGAAUCGCUUGAACCCAGGAGGCAGAGGUUGCAGUGAGCUGAGAUCACGUCACUGCACUCUAGCCUGGGUGACAGAUCAAGACUCUGUCUCAAAAAAAAAAAAAAAAAAAAAGGAAGUCUAGGUUGCACAAGGUAGCUUAUAACUAUAAUCCUCACACUUUGGGAGGCUGAGGUGGGAGGAUCCCUUGAGCUUAGGAGUUCAAGACCAACCUGGGCAUGAUGCCCAGACCCCAUCUCAAUAAAAAAAUAAGUGACAGUAAAAAAGUAAAAAUGGAAGCCUGAUUUCCCCUUGCAGUCAGGCGAAAGCCCUCAAGUCUUACUCCAGGCCUGCUAAGGUGUUCCCAUCCCCUUCAGCUUCCCCUCAGGGCCUCCGCCUCCCCACUGUCUGGGCUUUCUCUACAAGGACCUUUAACCCCUCCAAGCAGUGGGUGGUUCCCUUACCUCUCAGAUUCCCUCUGCCUGGGAUACUCUAGGCCCCAUCCACCCAAACCCCUUUAUGUAACUGAAUCCUACUCACCCUUCAGGGCAUUCUCAGAGAAACUUCCUCUACCCGCUGAGCCCCCAGCCAGUGUGACAAGAUGGUGGGCAGCAUGGGCUUCCCUGGGUUUAACUCCUCCCUGCCCUCGCUAGCUUGCUCAAGCUAGUCUUUUUUUUUUUUGAGAUGGAGUCUUGCUUUCUUGCCAGGCUGAAGUACAGUGGUGCGAUCUCAGCUCACUGCAACCUCCACCUCCCAGGUUCAAGCAGUUCUCCUUCCUCAGCCUCCUGAGCAGCUGGGACUACAGGCGCCCACCACCAUGCCCAGCUAAUUUUUGUAUUUUUAGUAGAGACGGUGUUUCACCAUGUUGGCCAGGAUGGUCUAGAUCUCCUGACCUCGUGAUCCGCCUGCUUUGUCCUCCCAAAGUGCUGGGAUUACAGGCGUGAGCCACCUCACCUGGUUGCACAAACUAGUCUUUGUGCUUCAUUCUCCUCAUUUGUACAAAAGAGAGGAUAAUCCUUUCUUUCCCAUAGAAUUUUGGGGUGGAUUAAAGGAGAAACUAUAGCAGAUGGGCUCCACAUGGUGCCCCGCACAAAAUAAGCAUUCAAUAACGUCAGCUAUUGGCCAGGCAAGGUGGCUUACUCUUAUCAUCUCAGCACUUUGGGAGGCCAAGGCAGAAGGAUUGCUUGAGGCCAGGAAUUCAAGACCAUCCUGAGCAACAUAGUGAGACCCCAUGUCUACAAAAAAAAAACAAAUUAAGCCAGGUGCGGUGCUCACGCCUGUAAUCCCCCACUUUGGGAGGCUGAGACGGGUGGAUCACGUGAGGUCAGGAGUUCGAGACCAGCCUGGCCAACAUGGUGAAAUUCCAUCUCUACUAAAAAUAUAAAAAUUAGCUGGGUGUGGUGGUAUGUGCCGGUAAUCCAAGCUACUCGGGAAGCUGACACAGGAAAAUCACUUGAACCCAGGAGGCGGAGGUUGCAGUGAGCCAAGAUUGUACCAUUGCACUCCAGCCUGGGCAACAAGAACAAAACUCCAUCUCAAAAAAAAAAAAUAGCUGAGCAUAGUGGCAUGUGCCUGUAGUUCCAGCCCCUUAGGGGGAAGCUGAGGCAGGAGGACUGCUCGAGCCCAGGAAGCUGAGGCUACAGUGAGCCAUGAUCAUGCCACUGCACUUCAGCCUGGGCAACAGAGUGAGACCCCAUCUCAGUAAUAAGAAUGCCAACUACUGCUAUUGCUGGCAUUAUUUUUUAUGACAUGUCCCAGGCCACCCAGUAGGGCAUUUUUGGAACACCUAUCAUACUUGUAAUUAUUCAGUUGCCUGUCUGCCCUGCCAGGCUAAAACUCCUUGCCUACAAGUGCUGCACGUUCUCGCUAGGCAGGGGUCUUGUUUAUUGCUUUGCUUCUCCUAAGGUACAUAGGAAACCUUAGGGGCCAAUUCUUAGGUUCAAAGUUCCGUAAUUUGCUAGAUGCGUUGGCCUUAGGUGGUACUUAACCUCAGCAUCACCAUGUAUAAAAUGGGGACGGACUCCUCUAAACAGUGCUCAACUUUCAUGGUUAUGAGAAUUUUUAUUUUGUUUUGUUUUUGAGACAGAGUUUCGCUCUUGUUGCCCAGGCUGGAGUGCAGUGUCGUGAUCUCAGCUCAUUGCAACCUCCGUCUCCUGGGUUCAAGCCAUUCCCCUGCCUCAGCCUCCCAAGUAGCUGGGAUUACAGGCAUGCACCACCAUGCCCGGCUAAUUUUUGUAUUUUUAGUAGAGACGGGGUCAGGCUGAUCUCGAACUCCCGACCUCAGGUGAUCCACCCGCUUUGGCCUCCCAAAGUGCUGGGAUUACAGGCGUGAGCCAUGGCGCCCAGCUGGUUGUGAGAAUUAAAUGAGAUGGGGGAUAUAAAGGAUUUAGCACCAUGCUUGGAUGUGAUGCUGUCACUACCUCGGCACCAGAAAUACGAAGCACCAUUCAUGGUGUCCCUUUCUCCCUGCUCCCCUG
Messenger RNA from Callithrix jacchus (white-tufted-ear marmoset), 4582 nucleotides. The record is from RefSeq and is a predicted model, not a curated record. Lineage: Eukaryota; Metazoa; Chordata; Mammalia; Primates; Cebidae.